AUGGACGGUUUCUUUGCCAUUCUUCCCCCGAGAGAGUCCCGCCGGUCCACGAGGCCUGAUGAAAAGGGACUGCGGCGAGGGGGCUUUGUGUCCGUCGCCUCCCGCGCUUCCCUCGCCGCCGCCUCGCCUCAGGAAUCAGCGAGAAAUGUCAAUGCGUCACUUGUCAAGUUGCACGUUUCCCUUGCACGGACUUGCGGAAGAUUAGAUUUAUUAAACUUGAAGCAGUUGUUAAGCCUUCCACCUCGACUUUCCACUCCUUCCUCGACCUUCCUCGCCUUCCACCUCGACCUUCCACGCCUUCCACCUCGACCUUCCACGCUUCCACCUCGACCUUCCACUCCUUCCACCUCGACCUUCCACUCCUUCUCGACCUUCCACCUCGAGCCUUCACCUCGCCUCCCACCUCGACCUUCCACGCUUUCCACCUCGACCUUCCACGCCUUCCACCUCGACUUCCACGCCUUCCACCUCGACCUUCCCUUCCACCUCGACCUUCCACCUCGACCUUCCUUCCACCUCGACCUUUCUUUCACCUCGACCUUCCACGCCUUCCACCUCGACUUUCCACGCCUUCCACCUCGACCUUCCCUUCCACCUCGACUUUCCACUUCGACCUUCCAAGCCUUCCACUUCGACCUUCCAAGCCUUCCACCUCGACCUUCCUUCCACCUCGACUUUCCACAGCCUUCCACCUCGACCUUCCAAGCCUUCCACCUCGACCUUUCCAAGCCUUCCACUCGACCUUCCAAGCCUUCCACCUCGACCUUCCACCUUCCAACUUCCAGCCUUCCACCUCGACCUUCCACCUUCCACCUCGACCUUCCACGCCUUUCGACUUCCCUUCCACCUCGAGCCUUCCACCUCGACCUUCACCUUCCACGCCUUCCACCUCGACCUUCCACAGCCUUCCACCUCGACCUUCCACAGCCUUCCACCUCGACUUUCCACGCCUUCCACCUCGACCUUCCAAGCCUUCCACCUCGACCUUCCAAGCCUUCCACUUCGACCUUCCAAGCCUUCCACCUCGACCUUCCACAGCCUUCCACCUCGACCUUUUCACCUCGACCUUCCUCGCCUUCCACCUCGACCUUCGCCUUCUCGACCUUUCCACGCCUUCCAACCUCGACCUUCCAGCCUUCACCUCGACCUUCCAAGCCUUUCGACCCAAGCCUUCCACCUCGACCUUCCAAGCCUUCCACCUCGCCUUCCACCUCGACCUUCCACAGCCUUCCACCUCGACUUUCCACGCCUUCCACCUCGACCUUCCAAGCCUUCCACCUCGACCUUCCACAGCCUUCCACCUCGACUUCCACGCCUUCCACGACUUCCAAGCCUUCCACCUUCCACGCCUUCCACCUCGGCCUUCCACCUCGACCUUCCGCCUUCCACCUCGACCUUCCACAGCCUUCCACCUCGACGCCUUCCACCUCGACGCCUUUCCACACUCGACCUUCCAGCCUUCCACCUCGACCUUCAGCCUCCACCUCGACCUUCCACGCCUUCCACCUCGACCUUCCACCUCGACCUUCCACGCCCACCUCGACCUUUCUCGACCUUCCACGCCUUCCACCUCGACCUUCCUCGCCUUCCACCUCGACCUUCCACGCCUUCCACUCGACCUUCCACGCCUUCCACCUCGACCUUCACACAUCGACCUUCCACGCCUUUCCACCUCGACCUUCCACGCCUUCCACCUUCGACCUUCCACGCCUUCCACCUCCUUCCACCUCGACCUUCACGCCUUCGACCUUUCACACCUUCCACCUCGACCUUCCACAGCCUUCCACAUCGACCUUUCACCUUCCACAGCCUUCCACAUCGACCUUCCACCUUCCAGCCUUCCACCUCGACCUUCCACGCCUUCCACAUCGACCUUCCGCCUUCCACCUCGACCUUCCAAGCCUUUCCACCUCGACCUUCCAUGCCUUCCACACACCCUCCACAGCCUUCCACAUCGACCUUCCACAGCCUUCCACAUCGACCUUCCACGCCUUUCGACCCACACCUCGACCUUCCACCUUCCACUCGACCUUCCACAGCCUUCCACACCUUCCAUGCCUUCCACAUCGACCUUCCAACCUCGACCUUCCAAGCCUUCCACCUCGACCUUCCUUCCACAUCGACCUUCCACGCCUUCCACCUCGACCCUCCACACCUUCCACUCGACCUUCCACAGCCUUCCACCUCGACCUUCCACAGCCUUCCACCUCGACCUUCCACGCCUUCCACAUCGACCUUCCACCUUCCACCUUGAUCCUCCACAUCCUUCCACCUCGACCUUCCACAGCCUUCCACUCGACACCUUCCACAGCCUUCCACCUCGACCUUCCACAGCCUUUCCAGGUCACAGCCGAGCCAGCAGUGCCCACCGAAGGCCCGUUGUGGUGGUCCAAGUCCCGGGCAGAUCAAUAG
This is a messenger RNA of Penaeus vannamei (Pacific white shrimp), 2412 nucleotides long. NCBI's taxonomy places the organism in Eukaryota, Metazoa, Arthropoda, Malacostraca, Decapoda, Penaeidae. The record is from RefSeq and is a predicted model, not a curated record.